UGUAGUAACUGGAGAAUGAUGCAUUUCACGUGGGAUCUGUUUACAGAAGACAGGUGCAGCGCAACUAGACAUCUUCCGAGCUGCGUAAUUGCGCGAUUGUUUUUAAAUGCCAAUUUAUAAGCACCGCAGACGGACGGUGGGACACAGGGACUGCCUCUCCACCCUCACGUCUCCAUCUCACGUUACCGAGAUGUAGUGAAGCGGCGAGGCCAUAGCAGAACCCAACCGCGACAUAAGAGCCUCCCUCCUCCUCAGAAUGUGAUAAAAUACGCUCGGGGGGCAAUUACGCGCCUGCGCGAUCGUUUACUUCGCCGAAUCUCCUUUUACCCAACAAGUCAACGACGGGGUGCGCACCUGCGCGCGGGCGAGAGGGUUGACUAUGGGGCUGGCAGCGAGGCUCUACCAUGUCUGCUCGGUCAGUCGGUGCUGUGAGUGACGGCGGCAGCUGCGAAGCUGGAGGAAGAAUCCUCUCAUGGGACAGUCCUGAAGCGCAACGUGAGGAGCGCACAUACCUCCAGAACACGGAUGACAUCAAGACUCUCCCCGCUGCGCCCGACAGCUGACACCGCCGAGGGCCGACUAGGCUCCGGGAGAGGAGACGGGUCCACCUCCAGCCAGGCGGACACUUUUAAAGCCUAGGUGCUGGGCGCAUAGCAUGGGAGCGCAAUGUUAUCUAGAAAAGGACUCAUUCCUGAAGAUUACCUGCUGACACGCUUAGCAGAGGAUGUCCAGCAGCCGAAAUACAAGACUAAACAAGGGAAGGCUCGGUUCGUGAGGAAGAACGGCGCCUGUAACGUAGCGCACACCAACAUCAGAGAACAGGGUCGCUUCUUGCAGGACGUGUUCACCACUCUGGUGGAUUUAAAAUGGCUCCACACGCUCAUCAUCUUCACCAUGUCCUUCCUGUGCAGCUGGUUGCUCUUCGGGAUGAUCUGGUGGCUUGUUGCCUUUGCGCACGGCGACCUAGACCAGAAAGGAGACGACUUUGUCCCGUGCGUAACGGACAUCCACUCCUUCUCCUCUGCGUUCCUCUUCUCCAUAGAGGUCCAGGUAACCAUCGGCUUCGGGGGUCGGAUGAUCACAGAAGAGUGCCUCUCAGCCAUCAUCAUCCUCAUCCUGCAGAAUAUCGUUGGACUGGUCAUCAACGCCAUCAUGCUGGGGUGCAUCUUCAUGAAAACCGCGCAGGCUAAUAGGCGCGCGGAGACGCUCAUCUUCAGCAAGCACGCGGUCAUCUCCCUCCGAAACAACAGGCUCUGCUUCAUGAUCCGCAUCGGGGAUCUGAGGAAAAGCAUGAUUAUCAGCGCCACUGUGCGGAUGCAGGUGGUCCGGAGAACCACCACUGACGAGGGGGAGGUGGUUCCUCUGGACCAGAUCGACAUCCACAUGGAUAACCCGGUGGGCACCAACGGAAUUUUCCUGGUGUCUCCCCUCAUCAUCACCCACGUGAUCGACAAAACCAGCCCUCUCUACAAUCUGUCACGCGACGACCUGGAGCAGCAGGACAUCGAGGUGAUCGUGGUGCUGGAGGGCGUGGUGGAGACCACAGGCAUCACCACGCAGGCCAGGACCUCCUACGUGUCAGAGGAGAUCCUGUGGGGGCAACGCUUUGUGCCAACAGUCUCCGAGGAGGACGGCAUUUACGCGGUGGACUACUGCAAGUUCGGAAACACGAUGAAAGUCCCGACUCCGUGCUGCAGCGCCAAGGAGCUGGAGGAGGCAGGAGACAGCGCCAGGUUUAGCCUGAACGAGGGCGCCACCUCGCGGACGUCCGUGAGAAGGAGGCGCAAAGCCUCGGUGGUCCGCAAAUCCAGGAUGGAAAACAAGUGAUGCAACAAGUCUGCCGCACUGAACAGCUUUAAAACAUUAUUUAGUAAAGCAUAUUUAUUUACAGCAUUUAAAGCAUGGAUUAAAAAUGUUUACCUCAGGUCAGAGAACACUGGUGUUAAGUAGCCCUGGUAUCCAGAGUGAAUGCUCUAUUUUACAAUGAGUGAUGCAUGAAUUUAAAAUUAAUACAAGAUAUUGUUUAAAUUAAGGGAAAACCACAAAGUUUGGACAUUCACAGGUGCAGAGAGAAUUCAUUCAUGAACUUUUGUAUUUGAAUUUUCUGUGACUUUAUACUUUUUACUCUACGUGCAUCUUUGGAAUAUGUAAGUUAGAACAGCUAUGCAAAAUAAAUGCACAAUACAAUUAAGUUA
This is a messenger RNA of Nothobranchius furzeri (turquoise killifish), 2195 nucleotides long. It is a transcript of the gene kcnj11, whose product is annotated as potassium inwardly rectifying channel subfamily J member 11. The record is from RefSeq and is a predicted model, not a curated record. Gene Ontology annotation, molecular function: ATP-activated inward rectifier potassium channel activity. Gene Ontology annotation, cellular component: plasma membrane. Lineage: Eukaryota; Metazoa; Chordata; Actinopteri; Cyprinodontiformes; Nothobranchiidae. Gene Ontology annotation, biological process: potassium ion import across plasma membrane; regulation of monoatomic ion transmembrane transport.